Molecule: messenger RNA, 9896 nt
Organism: Apus apus (common swift)
Lineage: Eukaryota; Metazoa; Chordata; Aves; Apodiformes; Apodidae
Gene: MYO15B
Product: myosin XVB
Exons: 64
Coding region: 1-9543 (3180 amino acids)
Cellular component (GO): myosin complex; cytoskeleton
Molecular function (GO): cytoskeletal motor activity; ATP binding; protein binding
Source: RefSeq, a predicted model, not a curated record
AUGGCACAAGGAAAAGGUGGGAGAACUGGGAAAAAGAAAGUUGUAAAACAUACCAGGGUUGUUUUCACUGAAAGUGCAGAAGAAAAUAUCCUGGACACCUCAGAUAACUCCUGCUCUGACUCCAGCAAUGAAGGUCACUGGACGCAUAAAAAAGAUGCAAAAGAGGCUGUAGUGGAGAACACUACAACCAGUGAAGAGAAGAGUAGUUCUUCAGAGGAUGAUGACAUCAGUGAGAAAGAAGGCAUGCUUGAAGAUCCUCCUGUGGUUGAAGGAAAAGGCUCCAAGGCACUGCUUGAUAAAAGCAGUGAUGCAUCUAAUGAAACUGAAAGGGAGCAGGUGACCACAGGUGGAGGGAGUGAAUCUGAGGAUGAAGACACCGACUUUGCAGGAUUGAAGGCAGAAGAGAAAACGAAGAAGCAAGAUGACAUGCCAAGACAACCAAGAUCUAUUCUAGCUGAGAGCAGUGAAGAAGAUGAUGAUGCAAGUAUUUCAGAAUUCUACCUUAAAAGUCUCAGGAACAGAGAAUAUGGCAAUAAUGAAGUAGGCAAGGAAAACAUGCUAGAAAAUUACGAAGUUCAAGAUACAGUAAAAGAUGCACAUGAUAAUUCUGACAGCAGUGGGGAGAACAGCACUGAAGAGAACACUGACCAAGGAAAAGAAAAUGCAACAAAACAAGCACUGCCUAGUGCUGUUAGAACAAAGCUCCAUGUUCUCCUUAGCAAAGUAUUUCAAGGAACUGAACAGGAAAAGAAUGUGAAUGAUGAAGGCAGUGCACUGGAAGGUGGCUCUUUGCUCUCUAAGCAGCAGAUGACAUUGAAAGAAAAAUCCAGGAGGUGUGAGUUUGCAGAACAAGGUGAAGUGGUAGGAGGCAUACAGAGGGAUAGCUCAUCAGACUACAGCAAGCAGGAGCUUGCAGCAAGGAUGCUUGCAAAGAAAUGCUCUUCUCAGUCCCAAAUCCUUCUCAGUCUGAAAACCAAAUGUAAAAAUGCUGAGACCAAACUACUAAGCUGUAAACCAAAUGCUGUCCAGAUGGCUUUAGAAGCCAGCUCUGACCUGAAAAAUGUUGAAAGUAUCUGUUCAGAACCCGCAACUCUAGAAACCCUCAGUACACAGAAAGAACCCAACAUAGCUCAGAGUUUUGAAGAGAAAAGAUUAAAUCUUUCAAAUAUUUCAACCUGCUCCACUGUUACCAAAAAAUCAUCUGAAAAGCAGCUCCUUGGCAAGAAGAAGAAAGUUAGAAAAGUUACUGGAAAAGUUACACUCAGUUCAGGCCAGAAUUCAGAGGCAAAAAAAAAGAGAGCAGAAGAUGAUGUUGCAGAGGCACCUGCUGAAGAAGAAAAUGUGUGUGAUAAGAAAAGAUCCAAGUACUUGCAGAACCAUUCUGCUUUUAGAAAAGUCACCAGCUGGCUUGGUCAAAAACCUGCCAAGAAAGCAAGCCUGAAAGCUCGUCUACUUAGCGUGGCACAUGCAAUUGGUAUUUCAAGAUGGCUCUUGAAGAAAUUUGGGAAGAGGAAGAGGAGCAGCAAGCCUUUUGGAUUCAGAAGUAGAGUGGCAAUCCGGAUUGUAAGCACUGCGGGGUGGGCUGGUCGGUCUGGCACAGCCUUCCCUGGUGCAGACAGACAGUUGGGGAUGGAGGAGUUGAGUGACAAAGAAUCUUCUUCUCCAUCAGUGGUGGGGAAAGGUGGUCCUAAAAUGGCAGAAGUGGGACACAUUGAUCUGCCUCCUGGUGAUUCUCCUCUUCAUGGAACUAGUUCCUUUCCAUACUUACUUAGCUUCGAUGAGGAGAACACCAAUGCUACUGAUGCCAAGUUUGCUAUAGUUUUUCCCAGAGUCCACAGCAUGAUUAAAACCAAGAGCUCCUUAUCUAGAGGCUCUGGGAAUGGUUAUUCCCUAGAGAAACUGAAGUCUCUAUCAGACAGAAAAUCUGUGAUGCCUGUGCAAGAGGGCUGUAGAUUCAAGUGUGACCUUCCCAGAUCUUUGAUGGAUCAAAGCCCUCCGGAAGACCGGCUCACUGUUUCUCUGCCACCUCAGGAAGAGGAUCCAACAUGUACAUCAGCUUAUUCCACUGGGAUAGAUGUCAAGGAGGGUUCAAGUGUUCUCCAGACUGCUGGGUCUGUAGUCACACCUUGUGUUCACUGGUCUCAGCAGCAGGCUCAGGGAUGUGACCCUGCAGCAUGGCUGAACUCUGAAUUGCUGCUGCCACGAUUAACCAUUGAGAACCUAAGCAAAUGGGCCAUCUACAAGGACCCACAUCUGGCCAACAGUCAUGUGAUUAAGGUCUACAAGGAUCAAUGGGAGGCAGAAGAUGUCACUGACAAUAUGCUAGAGAUGGAAUUCGUGCAGAAACAGGUGUACUUCUGUGAUGAUCACCGUGUAGAAGCUGAGGAGGUGGAAGAUCUAACCAGACUGGAGGAAGUCUGUGAGAGCUCAGUUCUGCUGUGUCUGAAGAAGAGGUUCCAUCGCAAUCUAAUUUAUACUUACAUCGGGCAAAUUUUGGUUUCUGUGAAUCCUUUCAAAGACCUCAAUAUCUACUCUGAAGAUGUGGCUACCCAGUACCAGCAAGGGACACUCUCAAAAAAUGCCCCACACAUCUUUGCCAUAGCAGAAAUGGCCUACACGCUCUCCCAAUCAUCAGAGCAAGAGCAGUGUGUCAUCAUCAGUGGGCACAGUGGAUCAGGUAAAACAGAAGCUGCCAAAGCUAUUGUGCAAUACCUGACCAUGCUGUACCAGAGACCAGACAGCCACAGGAUCAGAAAGCCCUGUAGUGUCCUACCCAUCCUGGAAAGUUUUGGGAAUGCCAGAACCAUCCUCAAUGACAAUUCAAGCCGUUUUGGAAAGCUUCUGAAUGUCUAUCUGCAACAUGGCAUGGUGGUGGGAACAUCCAUCUCCCAGUACCUGCUGGAGAAGUCUCGUGUGGUAUUUCAGGCCCUUGGGGAGAGGAACUACCAUGUGUUUUAUGAACUACUGGCUGGGAUGUCUGUGGAGCAGAAAGAGGAGUUGUACUUGCAAGAGGCAGAGUCUUACUUUUACCUGAAUCAGGGCAGAGCAUGUGACAUCCUGGGGAAGGAGGACAGUCAGGACUUUCUGGUCUUGGUGCAAGCUCUGGAGGGAAUCAGCCUCUCAGAGGAUCAGCUGGCCUCCACCUGGGCUGUCCUGGCUGCCAUUCUGCAACUGGGGAAUAUCUGCUUUACCUCCUAUGAGAAAGAAUCCUAUGAACAUGCAGCCAUCGCCAGUGACACUGAGAUUCAGAUUGUGGCCAAUUUGUUAUGUGUCUCAGCAGAUUUCCUGCAAAGUGCUGUCACUCACCGGGUCACUGUGACAUCUUAUGAUCGGAUCUUCACUCCUUUGUCUGUAGAAGGAGCCAUUGAUGCCAGGGAUUCCAUUGCCAAGACUCUGUAUUACCUGCUUUUUGAGUGGCUGCUGCUGAGGAUCAAUGAGUGGUUGGCUCCCUGGGAAUCAGACUGUGCCGUGGGCAUUGUGGACAUACAUGGUUUUGAGGUUGCUUUUCCUACUCUCUUGGUAUUGUCUGGACUGCAAGAUCUAGGUGUGAACAGCUUAGAGCAACUCUGCAUCAACUUUGCCAAUGAGCACCUCCAGCAUUUUUUCAGCCAGACUGUCAUUGCCCAGGAAGAGGCCACCGACCACACUUUCCUCCAGAAGUGUCAUUACCAUCAUGGAAACAGCCCUUGGUACACCAAACCCAAGUUGCCUUUGCCAGUCUUCACUGUGAAGCACUAUGCAGGCCCUGUCACCUAUCAGGUCCACAAGUUUCUUAAUAAAAACCGUGACCGGCUGCGGCCAGAGGUGCUGGAUAUCUUCUCCCAGAGCCGCCUCAAGGUGGUGUCUCACAUUUUCCAGAAGGCUAAAGCUGCCUAUAGUCAGCAGAGGGAGCUGGGGGCCAGAGGCAAAGGGCUCAAGCCUCAGGCCUCCACACUGGUGUCCAAAUUCCAGCAGUCCUUGCAGGACCUCACAGCCAAGCUGAGAAGGAGCCAUGCUCUUUUCAUUCGGUGCAUCACCCCUAAUCCCAAAAAGCUGUCAAAUAUCUUUGAUGUGGAGUAUGUCACUUGUCAGCUGCGGCAUUCUGGGAUACUGGAGGCUAUCCACGUUAGAAAGGAGGGAUACCCAGUCCGUCUUUCAUUCCACAACUUCCUAGCCAGAUAUGGCCACCUGGUUGAACGAAGGCACAGCUGCUUGGAGGAGAGAGAAGGCUGCAUGGCAGUGCUGGCUAAUGUGGUGGGGAACCCCUCAGAUCUCUAUCAGAUUGGAGUAACAAAGGUCUUUCUGAAGGAGAAGGCCAGGCAGCUUCUGGAGAGGCAAUGGAACCAGAGGCAGAGCUGGGCUGUUGUUACUCUGCAAAGGAAAGUCCGACGUCUCCUUCGCCGCAGACGCUUCCGUCUCCUUCAGGAGAAAGUCACAAUCAUCCAGGCUCACUUCCGAGGUUACCAGGCAAGAAAGCGUUACAGGAGGCUGAAGAAGACUUUGGUGCAAUUUAAUACCAUGAUUUUAAUCUCCAGAACUUUGAUUCGAAGGAGGAAGCACUGUCAGCAGGAGUUAGAGGAAGGGAAACAAAGGAGGUCCCUGGCCAGUGGUGACACAGAGAACAGUCCCAACCAAGGAAUGGAUGUGGGGCUGCUGGAGAUCCCUGCAGAGCUUGCUGCCCUCCUGCAGUCAAUUGAAGGUCAGUACAGAGCACAGAACAACCAGAUAACUGAGACAUUACCUCCAGAAGUCAGGGUCAAAGAUGACCUUUCCUUACCACCCAACAUCAACAGCUAUCCUUUCUCCUCCUUCAUUAAAUCACACUUCCAGAGGACAGAUUUCCCUGCCCCUGGGCAGCCUCUUCAGCACCCCUUAACCCGCCUGACCGCUGAACAUCAGGAGAGCGCGCUGGAGGUCAACAAACUGAUUUUGCGGUUCAUUGGUGACAAGAAUCUCCAUGGCUGGCAGGAGGUACUUCUGGGCAACUACAUUGCUGGAAGAGGUUUGAAUAAUGUGGCUCUGCGUGAUGAAAUCUUCAGUCAGGUGGUUGCCCAGACAUGGAAGAACCCAGACAUGGAGCAGAGCCAGCGAGCAUGGGUCCUGAUGACAACUUUGCUGAGCUGCUUUGCCCCUUCACCAGCACUGGAGAAGCCGCUGCUGAAGUUUGUGUCAGAUCAUGGUGCAGAGGGCUACAAUGCUGUCUGCCAGCGGAAGAUCUUGACAGCAGCACAACACACAGACUCUGCCUCGUCUCGGGCCUACCCUCCCACUCAGCUGGAGUGGACUGCAAACCAUAGGAGAGGGAAGAUGAUUCUGGAUGUUCAUACCUUUAACGAGGAGAAGUUCUCAGCUGAAGUGGAGUCCUGGAUGACUGGGGAGCAGUAUGCAGGCUGGCUCCUGACUGCAAGGGGCUGUGAUAAGAAGUCUCGAGGGUGGUCUAUCUCCAUGUUUACUGGCAACACAUGGCAGGACCUGCUGGGCUGUGACUUUGUGCUGGACCUCAUUGGAGAGAUGGAGGAGACCAGCAACUUCAGUGGCCCCUCUCAGUCCUCAGCUGAGUAUCCCAUCACUCCUGAAAGGGACAGAAGCUUCCUCCACGACUCUGACCUUGAUUACAGGAUCCCUCCUGCUCCAGGUAUCCAGGCUCCUACCUUCCCACCACCUAGCCUGCCUCCAGAACUGAACAGUCUCCAUCCAGACCAGAGACUGAGGGAUGACACGAGGACCCCUGCAGGCUUGGAUCACUAUGUGGAUGAUCUCUUCAGCACAGUGCUGAAUCAAGGCUCCAGAGUAUCAGAUAUGGAGAACAGGGAGAGUCUGACUGGACGCAUGAAAGGAGGUGGGAAGAUUGGACCCACACAGAGAGGAAUCUUUCCUUCUACAGGCCUCUCUGGAAUGACUCAAGCACCAGUUUACCAGCCCAUGCCUUCAAUGAUGGGGAUACCAGCAGCCAUGCCUGUGGUCCCAGCAGCUGGGGGCAUUGCACCUAUGCCAGCCAUGGUUAUGCCCCAGCCUGUGGUUCCAGCUGUAGAUCCCAACCAGUUAGCAGCACAACAGCAAGCCUUUAUCAACCAGCAAGCCAUGCUCAUGGCCCAGCAGAUGACCCUUCAAGCCAUGAGCAUUUCCCAGCAACAGCAGCAGCAACAGCAGCAGUGGCAACAGUCUCUUGAGAACUCAAGGCCAAGAGUCUCAAGUCCACCACAAGCCCAAGCCUCUGCUCCAGUCCCAGCCACUUCCCCAAAACCCAAGAAUCUUCCCAGCAGCCGGAAUGCUGCACUACCACCAAAAGCUCCAGAACCACCAGCUAAGGCAGAAGAACUGGUUUAUUACUAUACAGAUGACCAGUUGUCCAGCAGUGAAGAAAAUGACCACCUUCCAGAAACUUUCCAGGAGAAGAAACAAUAUUUUCAGAAGAUGGGGGAGCAACACAUCCGAGUGAAGAAAGUCAGGCCUUCUACCAAAACUUGGACACCUCCAGCAAAACCUCAGCCAAAGCAGGAGGAGGAGCAAGAAGAAGAGAGGCAGAAGCGGAAAGAAGAGGAGAGGGAGAAGAAGAAAGAAGAAAAGCCCAGCCCUAAAACAGAUGCAGCUCCUGCUCCCCCUUUGCCACCUCCUGAGCCAAAGCCAGAAAAACAGACCCCAAAAGCAAAGAAGGAGCCACCUGUGGUGAGGCCUUCGGGGCCUGAGUCGCGCCCUGCGCCCAGCCGGGAGAUCCGCAACAUCAUCAAAAUGUACCAGAGCCGGCCUGGCCCUGAGCCCCAGCCCAUCGAGCCUGUCAGGAGACCAUCCAAGCCAUUUAUAAAGAAGAAUGACCCCAAAAAUGAGGCUUUGGCCAAGCUGGGCAUGAUGAACCUCCCAUCUCCCAAAUCACCAUUGCCCCCCCAGCCACAAGAGAAGAGAACUCCUCCUCCACCUCCCAAGCCCAAACCAGGCUCAGCUUCCAGCUCUAUCAAGGAGAAGCAGUUGCCUCUCCUGGCCAUCUUCAAACAGGAGAGUACUCCACCGACUUCCCCAGCUCCUCCUCCCCCUCCUCCCCCACCAUUCCCUUCAUCUCCCCUGCCUGAGAACCAAGGCUAUCAGGAAUCCACAGGGAAGGUCUCUGCUCUAACAGUAGCAGAAGAUGAUGGUAUCAAGACCCAGCUCUACAAGCUCACUACCAGUGUCAGCUUUUCCUAUGUCAACCCUUCCUGGAAAAUCUUUCUGCGCAAAGAGGUGUUUUACCCCAAAGAAAAUUUCAGUCACCCUUAUUGUCUGAACUUGCUGUGUGAACAGAUCAUGUGUGACACCUUCUCUGAUUCCUGCCUUCGGAUCUCCAGAGAGGAGAAGCGCAAAAUGAAAGACCUACUGAUGCAGUUCCGGGUUGGCAACGAUGUCCAGUCCAUUCAGGAAGAUGGGAUAAAGAAGAGGAUUGUACUGGCUGCUCGGGAUAACUGGGCUAACUAUUUCUCCCGUCUUUUCCCUGUUCGUGGUGAAGAUGGAAGCGAUGUUCAGGUCCUGGGUGUUUCUCACCGGGGCAUGAGGCUGCUGAAGGUGGUGAAAGCAACUGGCUAUAAUCCUGAGCACCUGAAGAUUCUUCGCAGCUACAGCUUUGCAGAUGUGCUCUCAGUGGAAUUGAAGGGCAGCGAUGCCCUGGAGUUCUCUCUGAAGACAGAGCAGCUCUUCCUGCACUCUCCAAAGGCAUCAAGCAUCAAGGCCAUGGUGGAACUCUUCAUCCAGGAGCUGAGGCAGGAUACCAGCUACGUUGUUGCUCUGCGCAGCUACAUUGCAGAUGACAAGAGUCUCCUUAGCUUCAACAAAGGUGACCUCAUCGAGCUACUGCCCAUGCAAGGCGUGGAGCCAGGCUGGCAGUUUGGCUCCACUGGUGGCCGCAGUGGUAUUUUCCCCACCAACCUGGUGCAGUUGGCUGCAGCCCCUGAUUACCUCAGCACCAGCAUGAACAGACAUGGAGGGCUGCGCAAGAGCACAAAAGCUUCUUCAGAGAUCAGGAAUACCAGCAGGGAGAGUUCUAUUCCCAGCCUGACAUCAGAACCCAACAGCACCUUGUUAGUCCCUGCUGGUGAUCGUUACACCAUGGUGGACUUUGCCACAGCUUAUUUCCGAGAGGCUCAGUCUGUGCAAGGAAUGAAAGGGAUACCUGCUGAAAAGAAGAGUGCAGCUCACCUGGUCCAGCACACCAAGGUCCCGAUCCAGGGGUCUUUGCUCCAGUUCUCUGACAGGGAGCUGAGUGAGCUUGCUACAACGAACUUCAAGACUCUGAUGCGGCUCAUGGGAGAUCAACCAAAACUCAAGCAUCAGAAUGAGGUUGAAUGCAUCUAUGAAAUCCUUCAGCUGUGCAAGGAGAAGGAGAGUUUGCAUGAUGAGGUCUACUGCCAGGUCAUCAAACAGGUCACCUGCAAUCCUAAGCAGGAGAGCGUGAUGCGUGGUUGGUUGCUCCUAAGCCUGCUAAGUGGGUACUUCCUCCCUUCUAACACCCUGAUGCCCUAUGCCACCAAGUUUCUGCAGCUAGCCAGCAGUGACCCAUCUAGCACCCAUCACGAAAUAGCCAAGAUCUGCCAGAGCAACCUGCGGAAAAAUGUCAUGUAUGGGGGCCGUCGCCACCUUCCUUUCCCUGUGGAGUUAGAGGCAUUUCUGAAGGGGCAAAGUGCCCGCCGGCUGGUGAUACUGAUCCCUGGGGGCAUGGAGUACGUCAGCAGAAUCAAGACAUUCACUGUGGCCAAGGAACUCUUGCAGGAGAUCUGUGAGCACAUGGGGGCAAAUGAACAGGAAGAGAUAAAGGAAUUUGUUCUUUUUGCCAUCAGGAGUGACAGCAAUAAUCCUGGCAAAACGGCGAGGCCAAUAAGAUCGGAGGAGUAUCUUCAUGAUUAUCUGCUGGAGGACAGGGUGGUCACUGUGACUUUACGCAGGCUGAUCUGGAGGACACCUCUGCACUUCGAGAACAAAGUUUAUCUCAAUGUCCAUUAUGGACAGAUGCUGUGGGAUUACCUGAAUGGCAGGAUACUGUUAAGCCAUAAUAAAGAAAUGGAGGCACAGGUGAGCUUUCUGGCAGUGCUCCAGCACUGGGCCAAAACAAACCAGAAGAGCUCUGCUCUCAGCAGGGAGGAGCUGAAGGAGUACACGCCAAAGACCCUGCAGUCCUCCAUCAGUCCCCAGGCUCUGCAGAACCACGUUAGCAUGCUGCUGAGAACCAGGCAGCCCCUCCAGCCAGUGGAUGCAAAAAUACAGUUUAUGGAGCAUGUGAUGAAAUUGCCUUUCUUUGGCUACAACACUUACUUGGUAGAGAGAGUCAGUGAUGACACAAUUCCUGUGCCCUGUUACUUUGGUGUGAAUAAAGAGGAGAUCAUUGUGGUGCAUGGCACUACCCAGGCUGUCUCGCGCAUCAUUCCUCUGAAGGAGCUGCAGAAGAUGCGGACACUGCGGCCCACCUCUGAGGGUGGGCUGCCUGGCAUAGAACUGGACUAUGGCUCAGCUGCCAGCCCCAAGGCUAUGUGGCUUGAGCUGUCAGAGGCUAAAGAAAUGUAUCACACGAUUGUUGUCAUCAUGGAUAAAACAGAGUUGCACAACUAGAGCCUAAGAGGAGGAGAAUGACCAAGCCAGACAGCACUGUUUUCCUUCCCUUGAGCUCGCUCAGUGCUCCUGGCCCUGUCUUCAGGAGAGGACUCUCCCAAAAGACAUCCAUGACCUCAGACAGCUGCUUUCUCACUGCCACCACAGUGUUUGUUGAUGGACAUAACCUCACCCCUCCGGACCCGUCAUUCAGUACCCAAAUACUCCUCCUCGAAGCAAUUCAUGCAGUGGCUAAACAAACCAUGAGACAACCUUUCCACACUGCUGCUUUUUCAUAGCCUGUUCCAACCCAGAGCAGCUGAACAGAUGCAAGCAACUGCCUUCAAGCUAUGCAGUGUUGGGACUGUUAUUUU